Molecule: messenger RNA, 676 nt
Organism: Populus euphratica (Euphrates poplar)
Lineage: Eukaryota; Viridiplantae; Streptophyta; Magnoliopsida; Malpighiales; Salicaceae
Product: asterix-like protein
Exons: 3
Coding region: 76-399 (107 amino acids)
Biological process (GO): protein insertion into ER membrane
Cellular component (GO): endoplasmic reticulum membrane
Molecular function (GO): protein folding chaperone
Source: RefSeq, a predicted model, not a curated record
AGCUAGAAAACACUCUCAACAAACACAUUAAUCAACUCCCUGAUAAUUUGUUUCUCUAGAUCGAGAAAGAGACCGAUGUCAUCGCACAGCAACAACUCGGCUUCGGCGAACGAUCCACGACAGCCAUCGGCCGCGAAACCGUUUGUUGCACCGAUGGUUUCACCGCAGGAUCUACCCGUUGAUUACUCAGGUUUCAUUGCGGUUAUCCUAGGAGUGGCAGGCGUCAUGUUUAGGUACAAGCUGUGCUCGUGGCUUGCUCUCAUAUUCUGUGCCCAAUCUCUCUCGAACAUGAGGAAUAUGGAAAAUGAUCUUAAGCAGAUUUCCAUGGCAUCCAUGUUUGCAAUCAUGGGAUUGGUUACAAAUUACUUGGGCCCAGCUCGACCUGGCUCACAAAGUUGAGAGGGAGAUUCUUUCAAUCAGAGACCAAAAGAUUAAAAGUGACAGUAGGAUGGUCGUAUUUUGUUGGAAAAUUAUUAUAGUCGGUUGUUGUCAAAUUUGACAAAUGGAUUAAAAGAGAAGCUAAAUGUUCCCAACUUUGGUGAGGAUAAUUUCUUUUUCAUGGGUUUGCAAUUUCUCUAUUAUGUCCACCUAGUAUUCUGAUUUGUUUGAGCAGUGUUUUCUGUAAUCAAAGAAACAUGUUUACUCACUUUACCAAUGUCUUUGAUUUGCAAUUUCG